Tilletiaria anomala UBC 951 is the source of this 1182-nucleotide messenger RNA. RefSeq lists its product as uncharacterized. The transcript has a single exon. The record is from RefSeq and is a predicted model, not a curated record. The coding region runs from base 23 to 1123 and encodes 366 amino acids. NCBI's taxonomy places the organism in Eukaryota, Fungi, Basidiomycota, Exobasidiomycetes, Georgefischeriales, Tilletiariaceae.
CACUCAACUGAGGCCAGCUCUCAUGCAGGCUGCUGCAGAAGAGCAGGUGGGGGCUCUGAGACGGUGCAGCCACCAAGAGCUCACGUAUGCCUUAUCUCCUUUGCUGCCGACGAGGCACCCGAGAACCGAAUAUCAGCAUGGUCGCCCACAUCGGCCCCCCAUCCGACCUCAAAAGACUUUGCUUGAGCCUCUAAAUGCCUGGGGCCCCAUCUGCGAUGGCGUGAUGGUCAGCACAGACUGGAGAAACGACGCCAAGUGCGGGUACUUGAAUGGCAACGGUGGGCAAGGCAUAGUAGUUGGUUGGACGGUUGACGAGGGCUCUAUGUACACACUUCAGCUACUCGACCCAGAAAUUCUCAAGCGGGAAAUCCUCAAAUCCAACGCACACAAUCACGAAACCAUUCGGCAUCUUUAUGACCUCGAACAUGUCGACUCAGAGCAUCACGCGUCGGCGGUUGCCUCAGCUUACAUUGGGGACAGUCUUUUCCACGCUAACAUUCUGUCCUUGGUUCACAGGCUAGCCAACGAUCCACUGAGUCCUCCAACCCACGCGCAGUGCUAUGCCCUCCGUACAUCCCCGCCUGCCUUGAUGGCGACGACAAACGCAGCAGAAGUUAUUGGAGAGUACUUCGGGUGCAUGCACACUGGCGACGUACCGUACGCCUUUGGCUUCGACGGUACAGAACCUCACACUCGACAUCCUGGCGACGUGUACGGUGUUGCCGUUGGCGCACCACCAUCUGCCCCACCACGUUUAGGGACGCCCUUCCAAGCCCAUGAGUUGGAGUUGUGCCAGCGGCUGAUGGGCUCUUGGGGUGCGUUCAUCCGGGGAGAAGGAAUGCAGGACUGGCCGACGGUGCAAUCAAUGCGCUCGAUCGGCCCGCAGAAGGAAGUAUCAUUGGAACAACUACCAGUUCUCGCUUUGGGAGACGCGGCGCAGAUAGGUGAUGCAAACGGCUCGGGUUCUCGCGAUGUGAUGGUGAAAAUGCUCGGCGAGUUGGCAUUUUGGAGGAGCGUGGUCAUGCCUGGUGCUGCUACUGUUAAAGAGCGCAUAGAGUGGUGGUCACAUUCAGAGGUCCGCUUUCUUGAGUGCUACGGACGAGCAGAUUACAACGAAAUGUGAAGCUAAUUGUAAUUUACGUGUCGGAAACAUGCGAAUUCUGCCUAUUGAAGUGGUUUUGC